Molecule: messenger RNA, 1185 nt
Organism: Auxenochlorella protothecoides
Lineage: Eukaryota; Viridiplantae; Chlorophyta; Trebouxiophyceae; Chlorellales; Chlorellaceae
Exons: 4
Coding region: 1-1185 (394 amino acids)
Source: RefSeq, a predicted model, not a curated record
AUGUACGGCAGCGCAGGCGUGCACUCCAAUCCCAGCGGCAUGCUCCUGUCGGGAGGAAGCUUUGGUCGGAAAAGCCAGGCGCUCUGGGCCUCCGCCGGCCAGCUGGUGUCCAUGGGCCAGGCCGGGCUGGGCCUGGUCAUCAUGCUCCUCUCCUGGCUCUUCUUCUACGAGUUCACGGAGGCCACGGGCCUGAUGCUGGGCGCGGCCAUGCUGGCCGCGGGCGGCGUGGGUUGGGUGGGCGGCCGUGCCCGCUCCGCCAACCUGAGCAAUCUGCACCUGCUGGCCACCCUCCUGGCCCUCCUCCUGUCCUUCAACUUCAUCGGCCAGGUGGUGCGAGAGGUGCACGUUGACUGCGGCCUGGCCGAGCUCUUCCUGCAGGGCCGCAUGCUGGAGGAGCGCGUGACGGCGCUGCGCCAGACUGAGGCCAUGCACACCGUCUACUCCCGCCUGAACGAGAUGGAGGACAUGCUGACGCUGGUGCAGGAGGGCGCGGCCAAGACCCUGGAGCUCAAGGGCGAGCAGGAGCGGCUGCGCCACACCGACGCCGCCUACAUCGGGGCCAAGCUGGACCUGCUGCGGCGCCACGCGCAGUCGGCCCUGGACAACAUCCUGUCCAACCCCAACCUGAACGAGACCGUGGUCAGGAACCUGAAUGAGGCAGACAAGGACUACCUGCGGAAGCGUCUGGACACCGCAGACAGGGUGGUGGCCCGCAUCCAGAAGCACCACGAGGAGGACGGCCAGGACAUCACGUUUGAGGAGUACAACGAGCUGCUGAGCGCGCUGACGGACGCCAGCGUCUUCGCCGACAAGCACGGCGACGGCGAUCUGGUGCAGGCCCGGGCCGAGCUGCCCAACAUGGCGGGGGCGCUGAAGCGGCGGCGCGAUGAUGAGUACCACCACCUGCUCCCCGGCUCGGCCCACAAGGACCUGGAGCGGAUAAACGCACGGCGCGCGCGCUCGCGCGCCGAGUGGGAGCGCCAGCUGACCCAGAUCCUGGACGCGCAGGCGCGGGCGGGGGCGGGUGGCGCCGACAUGGGCACCCAGCUGGCGGAGCACUGUGUGCGCGAGUCGCGGGGGCAUGCGAUCACCAUGGCGGCAGGCCUGCUGGCGGUGGCCGUGCAGCUGGCCUCCGCCUACGUGGCGCUGUCCCUCAGCAUGCGCCUGCCCCUCAAGGGCGACUAG